Molecule: messenger RNA, 1926 nt
Organism: Ostrinia furnacalis (Asian corn borer)
Lineage: Eukaryota; Metazoa; Arthropoda; Insecta; Lepidoptera; Crambidae
Exons: 5
Coding region: 266-748 (160 amino acids)
Source: RefSeq, a predicted model, not a curated record
UUGUAAAAAUUUUAUCACAGCUUUAUUUGCUAAAUAAAGUAUUGUUCUAUGUUCUGGUCCCAUAAAUGUAAUAAAAAUGAAAAGAAUAUCUUUAAAAGACGGUUGUGAAGCAAUCAACAACAUAUUUGACAUACCCAGUAAAGUUAAAUAACUUGUGAUUAUCCAGUAGUUUGGAGUCCAAAUUGAUCAGCAAGGAUUACAAGAGUUGUACUUUUGUCCAGAAUAUUGUUCUUAGCACAUAGUGCGUAUUAUUUUCAAUUUUGAAAUGGACAAUUCUAAGAAGCAUGCAACCGCAGCACAGGUAGCCGCUUUGGUUGACUUUAUGCAGGAGCACUCGGACUUUGCCAAAGGUCUGAUUAAUUCUGGACUCGAAAAAGAAGAUUUAGAAGCUCAAUGGAAGGAACUUACGAAUACACUUAAUUCCAUGGGAGGAGCUGUGAAAUCUGUAGAGAAAUGGAAACAAACUUGGCGUGACUUAAAAUCAAAUAACAAGAAACGGGCAUUGAAACAACAUCAGUCUUGUGACACUAGUGUUGGACCCAGCACAGACAUGUCUCUAGAGAGUGACAUUUCAAUGAAUCAUUAUGGACCACCCAAGAAAAAAUUUGCAUCAUUCGAUGAAGAACUAAUAAGAAUUGAAAGAGAUAAAUUAGAGCUGGACAGAGAUUAUAAAGUGCAGAAAAUUGAAGUUCUAUCAAGGAUUGCAACAGCAUUAGAAGAAUUAGCUAAGAAGAAAUCGGGCUCAUAGAGAUCUUCAUCUCUUGGUAUAAUGAAGUACAACACACAGCUCAAUUCCAAAAUAUUAAUUAUUUUCAUAAGAAAUUGUCUGUCUGUCCUGUCUUAGUAUUUAUAACAGACAAAAAUAUAAUUUGAGUUUGAAAUCUCAUGUUUAUUAAUUUUUUGAAGAGUUAAUAGUUUGGAAUUGUGAAAACUGACUUAUGAUUAAGUAUAAGUCCAUUGUAUAUUUGUUUUUGCACAAAUGGACAAGAGGUAAAGAAGGCUAAGUUGUAAUAUGAAUUUUAUUAUGAAGUCAGAUAUUAAGAGGUACCUAUGUAAAUUAAUUAAACCAUUAUUUAGUAAAUAUUUUCCUGACUAUUGGUUUAAUACUUGACUUGCUCAAAAGCUUGUAAGCUUUUAGCUCUUUACUUACUUUUAUAAACAUAAAUGCUGCCAGACCUGUGCCUUUUCUGAAACAUAAUUUUAAUAUUUCAUUUACCGACAAUAUAGAAUUAGGUAUAUUUGUAUUUCCUCAGUCACAUACCCUCAGUGAUGUUAUGUUUUGACGAGUGUAUAAGGCCCUUAUCACAAAAUGAUACUCAACUCAAAGUCAAAACUCGAUUCGAUUGUUUAGUUAAUUAAGAUACAUUUAGAUUAGAUUUAAUAGAGUUUUGAAUUGUUUGAGUCGUUUCAUUAAUACGCGCCUAAGUUUUACUGUAAAUAGUGUAAUAUUAACCUUGUAUUGGGAAAUAGUUGUGGAUUUUUUAUUCGAUUUGGAUUUUUUGCAAAACCAUAAUCAAAUCGAGUUUUGAGCAAAGUGGCAGUUAAAACUCCUUGAUUCAUAUUAAGCGAGAAAGCAUCAUUUUGCCACAUUUUUUUAUUAAGAAUUGAAUAUCCUGAUUCGAAUAAAAAAUCGAGUGAUGAAUGUUAGAAAUAAUUGUUGUUGUUUAAUUCAAUAAAGUCAAGUUUUCUGUAUUUUUUUUUGCUGGAUGUAUAUUUUUCCCGUCUGGAUUAAUUUUUAUAACAGUAAAUGCUGUAUUGUCAAAACGUCAUACUUGCUAUAAUACUAAUUAUUUUCUGGUAAAUAAAGCUCUAUCCUAAAACCUGGAUGGCCAGGUCCAUCCAUCCUGGAGAGCGUGUAUAUUAUUUUCAAUAUAAACUGAAUUAUUUUAUUACAAAAUAGAUAUAAAAUAAAUAACAAGUAAUCCA